Uranotaenia lowii is the source of this 871-nucleotide messenger RNA. It is a transcript of the gene thoc7, whose product is annotated as THO complex subunit 7 homolog. The record is from RefSeq and is a predicted model, not a curated record. The coding region runs from base 151 to 825 and encodes 224 amino acids. Gene Ontology annotation, biological process: mRNA processing. Gene Ontology annotation, cellular component: THO complex part of transcription export complex. The transcript is spliced from 3 exons. NCBI's taxonomy places the organism in Eukaryota, Metazoa, Arthropoda, Insecta, Diptera, Culicidae.
UAAACAAUCAUCAAAAAAAGUUUUUCAUCGCGGCAUUUGCUGUUUUAUUUCCCUCGAGCAUCCGACUUUUAGUUUGUAAUAAAGUGAUUAAAAUUGUAAUAAUUUCUACAGUAAAACUUAUCGUUAGGUCAAGGCAACAAACCUUUUAUCAUGUCUGACGAGGAAGUUAUUCGGCGUCGCCUGCAAAUUGAUGGCGAUGGAACAGGUGAUGAUCGCAGAUUGAAUGAUCUGCUCAAAACAUUCGUAAAAUGGUGCAAUUCCACGGAUACGACAGAGAACAGUCAAGCUAUUCAUGAUCGACUUUUGGCUCAGCUAGCUCAAUGCGAAUUUGCUAUGAAAAAAACGGACUUUUGUGCCAAGGUGAUGCAGCAAGAACUAAAAAACUACGCCACCAUAUCGGACACCAUUGAAUCUGGAAUCGAGACCGCCAAAACUCAAAUAGUUCAGAGCAAACAAAAUCUAGUGUUGGCCAAAAAGAUUCGCAAAAAUCGUAUGGAGUACGAUGUGUUGGCGAAGAUUAUCAACCAACAACCUGAUCGCAAAAAUACCAUCAAAGAACUGGAUACACUUCGCAAAGAGCUCGAUGAACUACAAGGACAAAAAGCCUCCCUGGAGCGGAAAUUGCAAACGAAAAAGAAAGACUUUACCGUUCUUAUGCGAUCGAUUGUGGAGCUUCAAAACAAACUAGAUGCAAUCGAAGACGACGUACAUGAGCAGUUAGAAGAAAAGAUGUCAUGUGACGAAGAACCGGUAUUGAGCGUAGAUGAUUUGAUGAGUCCGGAAAACGAUCACAUUGUACUUUUAUCGCCGGAAAAGAUAAGCUAGACAAUAAAACAUUUUUGCAACCAGGAAAAAAUGAGUAUGAGUUUGU